AUGCAUGCUAUGCGUUGGAGACCAGCCACGGAAGCUGAGGUCGUGACCGUGGUUGGCGCGUCCGCACGCGAAUCUUUUGAUUUCACCCAUUUCCAUAUCGGCCAGGUGAAAGGCUGGCAGCGCUCAUUUUGCCAAGCAAACUGGGUAAACCUUGUGUGUGGCGAUGUUUGCGUGCGUACCAAAGAAGUCGCAGCACUUGCCAUGGUGCCAUCAACUGAGGAUUACGUCAGUCACGUUGCGCUGUUGGACGUAACCCCCGAGGAGCUGCCAGGAUACAGAAUCGUCCGUGUGCUAUUUUGCAUCGCAGGUGCAGAUGGCUCCAUACUGGAGGAAGGGCAAGCCUUGAUGUGUGCUGCGUGCGACGAUGAUGCCGAAGCAGACAGGCUGCGGGCACCUGACGGCGAACUGACUCGAUGUUGUGAUGAUACGGGUUAUGUUCGC
Symbiodinium pilosum is the source of this 441-nucleotide messenger RNA. The record is from the annotation of a GenBank genome assembly. NCBI's taxonomy places the organism in Eukaryota, Dinophyceae, Suessiales, Symbiodiniaceae.